UGAAGGACAGCAUGAUUCGGUCAUUCUCCUGGUUUGAGCCUGACAUACUCAAACAGUCGUCACGCCCAGAGUGGCCGGUGAUGCUGCACAAUCUGUGCUUCCUCCACGCGGCCAUCCAGCUGAGGGCAAGGUUUGGACAGGGGGGCUGGAACUGUCCCCAGGACUUCUUCAACAUUGGCUACAGCUGUCUACAGGAGGCACUUGCCAUCGUUCAGAAUGAGUUCAAAGAACCACUGACCUCAGUGGCGCCCGACGGCUCCCAGAAUUCUCGCUCUGUCUCCUACAACGGCAUCAGAUACAUGGUCGCUGGGAUCGUGUACGGCAGUCAUGUGACGGACUUCUACGACCAGCAGAGUCUGUGUGCUAUGGUGGACUUCUGGCUGUCCUCGGGGGCCCUCAAGAGGGACUUUGAGGUCAAAGGACUGAAGUACCGUCAUCCACAAGCUUUCUUUAAUCCAAACGUUCGGCUGAACACCCUGAUCCAGGCACUAGAUGGCGCUCCGAAUCACAAUCUGGACGUUCCCGAGGGCUGUCACAUCCACCAGACCAUCGUGGAUGAACUUAGUGCGACCCUGCUUGGAGAUGACCAGUACGUGUUCACGCGGCUGAACAAGGUGUUCGACAGCAUGCCCUCUAAGCUGACCCUGUCCCACAAGAUGUUCCCGCGACCACCCACCCCGUUCGACGGCCCAGCCCAGGCAGGAAUCAGUAAGACUAGUAACAACCCAUCCGUGGUUCACCAGGGGGUCUUCUCCACCGCCAGCUACGCCACCCACAAAAUCCGCUUCAAGGACGUGGAGCUGUGGCAGAUCUGCAACGACCUGCUGCAGAAAACGCCCAAAAUCGGCAACAGUAGCAAGUCUUUCCGCGAGUUUGUUGUGGAGAAAAUCCGUAAGCUGCCAGGAGACUACCCCAUCUUUAAUGACUUCAUCAUGAAGGAGUGCGAGAUUCUACAUCAACUGUUGACUGAAGUCAGAAACACCCUCACAACAAUAAGGAACGCCUGUGAGAACAACGUGAUGGGUGACCAGUUGAGUGACCACUACCUGUCCGCCGCGGACGACCUGUACCACAUGAGGAUUCCAAGGAUCUGGUGUAAGAUGACCGGCACCACAGCACCACCCUACACCUACAAUGCCGCCCAGUGGCUCCGAGAUCUGGAGGACCGCUGGAAACACUUUGAAAAAAUCCUCAGCAUGGGUAGAAAAGCAAUGCCAGCCUACUGGCUAGGAGCGUUCUUCAAUCCUAGAGGACUCCUAGCUUUGCUGAAGCAGGAGGCCAUCAAGAACUACUGUGGGGACAGGUCAGGCAACUUUGAACAGUUCACCUUCCAAACCGACACCACAUUCAGAGACUUUGGACAUCUCCUCCAACCUCCACCAGAGGGUGUCUACAUCCACGGAAUCCACCUAUGGGGCUGCUCAAUCGAGAAGACGACCAAUGAGUUCCAGGACCAGGCCUCACGCCAGGGAUACGCCCCUCUCCCCGUCCUCCAUCUCCAGUGCUACCCAGUCAACGAGAAGCCGGCCCUACAGGAGCCCUCCUUCCAGUGUCCCUUGUAUGCGUCCAGAAUUGCCCCACGUGACCCAAUCAUGGAAAUCGACAUUAAGAAGGAGGGAAUUCCGCCCAUGAGGUGGGCUCUACGCGGACUGACUGCCACUAUUUGGCCGUAUUAAAUGACAAAGAACAAUGUAUUGUGACUUUGCUGGAGAGUUUGGAAUUUUUUCUCUAUAAAUUGUGACUGUUUUAGUAGUAAUUUUGCUUAAGGUCAAUUGACCGGAAUAGAUCUGAUUUUCCAAGAUCUUUGAUAAAAAACUGUUGAUGGUUUUAAAUUAUCUAAAUGUGAUUCUUAUCUAUAUGUUUUUUAACUGGUAUGCAAUACAUUAUCAUAGCAUUAUGUAGCCAAAUCCCAUUCCAUGGAUUUACCGACUAUUAAUUUUGUUUGUGUGAAAAUCCGUCCAGUUGUAUUUUACACUGUGAUAAAAUAUAUAGGGAGGACUGUAGACUCCCUAAAGCCUAACGAUUUAUUUAUAGAACGUUGGUUUUCCUUGACAGUGAUGCAUUAAGUAUUUGUUUAUACCCUUGUUGAUAUUUUAUAUAUUUAAAAUAUUAAAAGUAUGUACAUUUUUUUCUGUAUUUUUCAUGCCUAUGUGUCAAAAGUUUUACAAGCUACUGAUUUCAAUUAAAAUUGAAUGUUGUUGAA
Magallana angulata is the source of this 2203-nucleotide messenger RNA. Its product is annotated as dynein axonemal heavy chain 8-like. NCBI's taxonomy places the organism in Eukaryota, Metazoa, Mollusca, Bivalvia, Ostreida, Ostreidae. Bases 12 to 1676 code for a protein of 554 amino acids. The record is from RefSeq and is a predicted model, not a curated record. Gene Ontology annotation, cellular component: dynein complex. The transcript is spliced from 11 exons. Gene Ontology annotation, biological process: microtubule-based movement. Gene Ontology annotation, molecular function: minus-end-directed microtubule motor activity; dynein intermediate chain binding; dynein light intermediate chain binding.